Merops nubicus (carmine bee-eater) is the source of this 758-nucleotide messenger RNA. RefSeq names its product myoglobin (gene MB). Gene Ontology annotation, biological process: oxygen transport. Lineage: Eukaryota; Metazoa; Chordata; Aves; Coraciiformes; Meropidae. The transcript has 3 exons. Gene Ontology annotation, cellular component: extracellular exosome. Bases 60 to 524 code for a protein of 154 amino acids. Gene Ontology annotation, molecular function: oxygen binding; heme binding. The record is from RefSeq and is a predicted model, not a curated record.
ACCCUUUGGGGAAAGGCGAACGGCUGCAGGGAGCACUCGGGACCUGCCUUUGGUGAACCAUGGGGCUCAGUGACCAGGAAUGGCAGAAGGUCCUGACCAUCUGGGGAAAGGUGGAGGCCGACCUUGCUGGCCAUGGGCAUGAAGUUUUAAUGAGACUCUUUAAGGACCACCCUGAGACCUUGGAUCGCUUUGAAAGGUUCAAAGGCCUGAAGACCCCUGAUCAGAUGAAGGGCUCUGAAGAUCUGAAGAAGCACGGAGUUACUGUCCUCACCCAGCUGGGCAAAAUCCUGAAGCAGAAGGGUAAUCAUGAGUCGGAGUUGAAGCCCCUGGCUCAAACCCAUGCAACCAAGCACAAAAUCCCAGUCAAAUAUCUGGAGUUCAUUUCUGAAAUCAUUAUCAAGGUCAUUGCCGAAAAACACUCUGCAGACUUUGGGGCUGAUGCCCAGGCUGCAAUGAAGAAGGCCCUGGAGCUGUUCCGAAAUGAUAUGGCCAGCAAGUACAAGGAGUUUGGUUUCCAGGGGUAGCACAUAUGCACAGAGGAACACCACGAUGGAGGCCUGGCCAUGCAUCUUAGAGUAGCUUCCCCAGCACUAUUUUGGACAUCUCACAAUUGGCCAUCCGAGAUGUAUGGGAAAGUUUUGAUGAGAGGCCAACAGUCACUCCAGGCAGCAUAGAGGCACUCUGAGUGAUAGCCAUGAUAAACCGUUGCUUCCUGGCUUCAUGUAUACAAGAGAAAUAAUCUGCUUUCUUAGGAAAAA